GGAGCGAUGAGGGAACUGAGACUGUGGUAGCAGUUGUGUGAAGAUGGAGUUUCCCGGAGGAAAUGACAAUUACCUGACGAUCACAGGGCCCUCUCACCCCUUCCUGUCAGGGGCCGAGACAUUCCAUACACCAAGCUUGGGUGAUGAGGAAUUUGAAAUUCCACCUAUCUCCUUGGAUUCUGAUCCCUCACUGGCUGUCUCAGAUGUGGUUGGCCACUUUGAUGACCUGGCAGACCCUUCUUCCUCACAGGAUGGCAGCUUUUCAGCCCAAUAUGGGGUCCAGACAUUGGACAUGCCUGUGGGCAUGACCCAUGGCUUGAUGGAGCAGGGCGGGGGGCUCCUGAGUGGGGGCUUGACCAUGGACUUGGACCAUUCUAUAGGAACUCAGUAUAGUGCCAACCCACCUGUCACAAUUGAUGUACCAAUGACAGACAUGACGUCUGGCUUGAUGGCGCAUAGCCAGUUGACAACUAUUGAUCAGUCAGAACUGAGUUCUCAACUUGGUUUGAGCUUAGGGGGUGGCACCAUCCUGCCACCUGCUCAGUCACCUGAGGAUCGUCUUUCAACCACCCCUUCACCUACUGGUUCGCUUCAUGAGGAUGGUGUUGAGGAUUUCCGGAGGCAACUUCCCUGCCAGAAGACAGUUGUGGUGGAAGCAGGGAAAAAGCAGAAGGCUCCAAAGAAGAGAAGGAAGAAAGAUCCUAAUGAACCUCAAAAACCAGUUUCAGCAUAUGCUUUAUUUUUCCGUGAUACACAGGCUGCUAUCAAGGGACAGAAUCCCAAUGCCACUUUUGGGGAGGUGUCAAAAAUUGUGGCCUCUAUGUGGGAUAGUCUUGGAGAAGAACAGAAACAGGUUUAUAAGCGGAAAACUGAAGCUGCCAAGAAAGAGUAUCUGAAGGCUCUGGCUGCUUAUAAAGACAACCAAGAGUGUCAGGCCACUGUGGAGACAGUAGAAUUGGAUCCAGUGCCACCAGCACAGACUCCUUCUCCACCUCCUAUGGCUACUGUUGACCCAGCAUCUCCAGCACCAGCCUCAACAGAGCCCCCUGCUCUGUCCCCUUCCAUUGUUGUUAACUCCACACUUUCAUCGUAUGUCACAAACCAAGCAUCUUCCGGGGCUGGGGGCCAGCCUAAUAUUACCAAGUUGAUUAUUACCAAACAGAUGUUGCCCUCUUCUAUUACCAUGUCUCAAGGAGGCAUGGUUACUGUUAUCCCAGCCACAGUGGUGACUUCCCGGGGGCUCCAGCUAGGCCAAACCAGUACAGCUACUAUCCAGCCCAGUCAGCAAGCCCAGAUUGUCACUCGGUCAGUGUUGCAGGCAGCGGCAGCAGCUGCUGCUUCUAUGCAACUGCCUCCACCCCGACUACAGCCCCCUCCGUUACAACAGAUGCCUCAGCCCCCCACUCAGCAGCAAGUGACCAUUCUGCAGCAGCCUCCCCCACUCCAGGCCAUGCAACAACCUCCACCUCAGAAAAUUCGAAUGAAUUUACAACAACAACCACCUCCUCUGCAAUUCAAGAUAGUGCCUCGGCCUAAUCUGAAAAUGCAGACUACCUUAGUCCCACCAACUGUGGAAAGUAGUCCUGAGCAGCCUAUGAACAGCAGCCCUGACACCCAUACAGUGGAGGCAACCUCUCCUGAGACAAUCUGUGAGAUGAUCACAGAUGUAGUUCCUGAGGUCGAGUCUCCUUCUCAGAUGGAUGUUGAACUGGUGAGUGCGUCACCUGUGACGCUCUCACCCCAGCCUCGAUGUGUGAGGUCAGGGUGUGAGAACCCUCCUGUCGUGAGUAAGGACUGGGACAAUGAGUACUGCAGCAAUGAGUGUGUGGUGAAGCACUGCAGGGAUGUAUUCUUGGCCUGGGUUGCCUCUAGAAAUUCAAACACAGUGGUAUUUGUGAAGUAGUCCUUUUUGUUCUCCAAGCAAAUGAAGACUUCUCUGCUGGGAAUGUGUCCAAGAGCCUAUUUUGAAACACGAACUGGGCUUCUGUUGGUUCCUGAUGUCAACCUAUGAUGGCCCUUCCUGCUUCUUUCCUUUUCUUUCUCUUCAGUAGGGGCCAGGCUAUGGAGCAGAGCCAUUGAGUUUGCUGUAAUAUGAAACUGCUUUUUACUUUAAAGUACACGCAGAGAUACCAGUGACAACAGCAGAAGAAAAGGUGAAAGGAAUAUGGACAAGCAGAAAAUACAGAUGGUGGGGUGGUGGUGGGUUGUUGUUUGAGAAAAUUUGUUGGUAUAAUUAUCACAGGAUUUACUGAAAAGAUUAUUAAAAUGGGAGAGUACUCAGCUUUGA
Messenger RNA from Orycteropus afer afer, 2287 nucleotides. Lineage: Eukaryota; Metazoa; Chordata; Mammalia; Tubulidentata; Orycteropodidae. The record is from RefSeq and is a predicted model, not a curated record.